GUUUUCGAGGAGCAGAAUAAGUAGAGCAGUCGACAUCUUUGACAGCGAUAGCGGUUUUAUACGUAAUGAGUGUUGUUUUGAGCUUUUAAAAAGUAUUUCGGCUAUUUUUGGGGGGAAAUUUGAAAACCCAGGGGACCACUGGCAUCUGUCUGUUUUUUGACCUGUUUUGACUAAAACUUGUUUUUGUCUUUUUAAGAUGGGCAGUCAGUACCAGCGCUCAGUACCACUAGAAGUGAGGAGAGCAGAGGGAGAGAGAGUUCGGGCCAAGCAUCCUGACAAGAUACCAAUCAUUGUGGAGAGGGCUCCGAGGUCACGAGCUCCUGAACUGGACAAGAAGAAAUACCUAGUACCCUCUGAUUUAACAGUCGGCCAGUUGUGCUUCCUAAUCCGUCAGCGCGUGUCUUUGAGACCAGAGGAGGCACUCUUCUUCUUUGUCAACAACUCUCUUCCCCCAUCCAGCUCCCCUCUUUCUGCAGUAUAUGAGGAGCACCAUGAAGAGGACCUGUUUCUCUACAUGACCUACAGUAAUGAGAGCGUGUACGGCGCCUGAGGGAGAGCAAAAGACUGGAGCAAGAAUGAGAGAAGAAAGAGCUGUUUUAAAAUGCUUCACAUCCACUUUUAUUUUCUAUAAUAGUAGUUUUGAUAAGUAACUACCUGCAUUGUGGAAGAUAAAAACUUUGUACAAAGCAGAAUUUGGUGGUUUUAACUUUGAACAGUAUUUUAAGGUGAUGAUGGGUUUACCACACUUAAAGUCACAUUGAUUUCCUUACUUGUAAACAGAGAAAGGCUUAAAACAAGGAAUGUUUUGUAAAAAAGAGGAAGUUACUGCAAUUGCGUUGAGAGAGCUCUUUCUUUCUCACUUACCUGUAUUUAAUGCAAAUAGUAUUUUUUGUUUUUGUAAAUUAUCGUGAACUUUUGUGGAAGAUAAAGAAAAUGCCAACA
Messenger RNA from Archocentrus centrarchus (flier cichlid), 942 nucleotides. Its product is annotated as gamma-aminobutyric acid receptor-associated protein-like 1. NCBI's taxonomy places the organism in Eukaryota, Metazoa, Chordata, Actinopteri, Cichliformes, Cichlidae. The record is from RefSeq and is a predicted model, not a curated record. Bases 197 to 550 code for a protein of 117 amino acids. The transcript has 5 exons.